Messenger RNA from Puccinia graminis f. sp. tritici CRL 75-36-700-3, 339 nucleotides. RefSeq lists its product as uncharacterized. The coding region runs from base 1 to 339 and encodes 112 amino acids. NCBI's taxonomy places the organism in Eukaryota, Fungi, Basidiomycota, Pucciniomycetes, Pucciniales, Pucciniaceae. The transcript is spliced from 2 exons. The record is from RefSeq and is a predicted model, not a curated record.
AUGAAGAGUCAGAUCUGCAUCAAGAUUGCUAUGAUUUGGGUGGACACCAAAAAGAAGGUGUUUGCUAGCGUGAUGGGGCCAAGACCACACAAAGCCCACACGCUCAUCCGUGGCCAAAGCCUCACUUCCCUCCAGGCUGGCAUCCUCAUGGCCCUCCAAUACGUACGGCUGCCAUCAACACAUUAUAACCCCAUAAUCACCCCUAAAUGCGGCCAUACCAUGGCCCGGAUCCCACCCAAUCUCGCUGACAUCUUCCGCCUUCUGGUCGGCCACACUUUCAUCUCUCUAUCGGUAAGGACUAAGGCAGGACUCCAGGAGGGGAGAAGCCGCGUCGUCUGA